CUCUGGGGCCCCCUCUCCAAUAUCGCAAGGCCGGGUCGCUCCCUGGGCCGCCGCCUCCUCUUCGCCAGGCCAAACGUACCGGGUCCCCACGAGGAAACCUCCGUGUGCUUUAGCAGCGGCUUUGGUGGCCGCUGCAGCCGCCCUGUUGGCCCCUGGUGCCGCGACUGUCCACGGGGACUCCCCACCGACGCCCGAAGAAAGUUGUCUCCACGCGGCCACUCCCGUAGGAGUCAGAAGGGCCUGGAGGGUGCGAAGCCAGCGGCCGAUCUUCCUCCCUUCCCCGUUUCAGGCCCACGUCAGCCUGGCCGCUCGGCGCGGGCACCGCACGAAGGGAGCUCGCCUCGCCAGCGCUCGCGCCUCCUCGGGAGGGCGGGAAAGGCGCCGCGAGAGGCCGGACUGUCUGCUCGCUCCUCCGAAGUCACGCGGCGAGCUUGCCCUUUGAGUAAAAUGUCCAUGGAUAUAACAUUUCUGGGAACGGGGGCUGCAUACCCAUCUCCGACAAGAGGGGCCUCGGCUACGGUGAUCCGUUUUGAAGGGGAAUGCUGGCUGUUUGACUGCGGUGAGGGAACCCAGACACAAUUUAUGAAAAGUAAUCUCAAAGCAGGCAAGAUUACCAAGAUUUUUAUAACUCAUCUGCAUGGGGACCACGUCUUUGGCCUUCCGGGACUGUUGUGUACAAUCAGCCUGCAGUGUAGUCCUGACGCCCGCAAGCUGCCAGUGGAUAUUUACGGGCCCCUUGGGCUAAAGGAUUUUCUCCAGACAGCCAUGGCGCUUUCCCGUUCUCAGCUGCUUUUCCCUUACGUUGUCCACGAACUGGUUCCCACUUGCAACCAGUGCCCUGAAGAAGAAUGGGCUGACGUGUUUGCUGGGAAGCGAGGCGAGGUCAGCUGUCCAGAGCCACCAGGGGACAUGAUUCACCUGAAUCUCGCAGACGACUCGUACUUCUUGGAGGACGGUGGGCCGGUCGUGGUGAAGGCUUUCAGAUUGUUUCAUCGUAUACCUUCUUUUGGUUUUCUGGUCGAAGAGAAGCCACGGACUGGCAAGCUCAACGCUCAGAAAUUGAAGGAAUUAGGAAUUCUGCCGGGCCCCUUAUAUGGGAAAUUGAAAGAAGGUGUUCCGAUUACUCUGGAAAAUGGGGCAAUCGUCUCUCCUACGGAUGUCUUAGGAAGUCCUUUUCCUGGAAGAAAAAUUUGCAUUUUAGGAGAUUGCUCGGGUGUGGUUGGGGACGGAGUGAGGUUGCUUUGCUCUGAAGCCGAUAUCUUGAUUCAUGAGGCCACGCUGGAUGACAGCCAGGUGGACAAAGCCAAAAAACGUGGCCACAGCACGCCAAAAAUGGCAGCAGAGUUUGCUAAGCUGUGCAAAGCGAGGAAGUUGGUCCUCUCUCAUUUUAGUCAAAGAUACAAACCUGCGAAUCAGAUGGGGGAAGGAGAUGCAGACGUUACAGAGCUGAAAAAGCAAGCUGAGAUGGUUUUGAAUGGACAAGAAGUGGUAUUGGCCGAGGAUUUUAUGACAAUUAGUAUUGCAGUUAAAAAAUCAAAAUAGGACUGCUGGACAACAAAAUGGAAAUUGGCAGGUAUGCAAAAACUCCAGCUGUGAUUUUCUUUCAGGUGAUCAUCUUGGAAGGGACUGAAGGAAAUUCGGUUUGAAUUAGGAUGAGCCUCUUCUUAUAAACAUCUGUUCUUUAUUGCAUCCAAUAUUUCUGAUGCAUUUGAAAUGUUGACAAGGAUUAAAUGUGCUUUUUUAUGUGCUAGGCCUUUGCAAGAGGGAUUCCUUCCUCAUAAGACAACUCUGCGUGUUUUAGUUAUUUGGAACUGAGGACCUCAUGAACAAAGGCUGCGGUUUUUUAAACGCUCAGUAAUAACAUGGGAAUAAUUGAAGUUAGGGGUGGAAAACAUGCUUUGAGGAAAUAUGCACCUAUUCAAUUGGGAGAUUUGUCCUCUUAAUGCAGAGUGCAUAAGAGUGUGCCAAGAAUGAAUUUGAACAAUCAGUAUUCUGUUCCAAACUGAACAGGUUGCUUUCUGUACAGUCCAAACAGAUAGAUAACUCAGAAGAAUAAACAGAAAUAUAGCUUUUAUUCUGGGAAUUCUAGACAAUGACUUACAGUCACGUGGAGAUGCAUCCAGAAGCACAUGUUUGCAAUAUUGGUUUAUUCCCCAGGUAAAUUGACAUUGGAUUUUCCCCUCUUCUCUUCCUGAGCGUCACAUGUUGGUGAGGAUCUCCUAACCAUGUGGCUAGGAACCAUGCGGCUGGUAAACAAAUGAUCCCAUCUGGCUUGUGUCCAGGAAGUCUCUCAAUGACCUUUGAUACUCCUCCCACUGACCCAUCAGCAUACGUAGCAUUUAACCCAAUAACUGCCAGACACUCCAACACACUGAUACCUGCUCUCUAGUUAGGGCUACAUAGAGCUAUACGGUCCAUGGAGCUAUACGUUCCAGAAUAAUCGGCAUUUUCUGAAAGUGUAAUAAAUGCAGAAUACUUAUGCUGAAAAUACGAAAUACAAAAAAUGAAUAAAAUAGAGAGUUAACAAACUUCUUAAAGAAGUCACAAAAAAGCUCUACACUUCCUUUCUUCAACCAGAUCCUGACAGUCCAUUUUACCUCUUCGUUUAAGUCAAAUUCCCAUAAAAUUAUUCUAUCAAUUUUUAGCAAAAGUUGGAAGUAAUACAGUGUCAAACAGAUGGACUAAGAUAAGGAGAUCCAAGUUUGCAGUUGGCUCUGGGGUGGCUUGUGAGAUGUGAAGUCCAGCCUUGUCAUAAUGGAACAAAAUUUCCAUAUUGUGCUUCUAAACUUGAUUAAUUGUUGCUUCAAUAUUUCAAGUAUUUCGGUAUCACAAAAUUUUCAGAAAAAGAGAUGGAAAGAACUGUCAUCACCUGGCUGAACGCAAAAUGUGAAUAGUUGUCUGUCAUUGGCAGAAGUAUGUAGGAAAUGGUGGUGAUUAUAGGUCUCCUCGCUUGAUGACCAAUUAUUAGCAACUGUUUGGAGUCACAGUUAAUCCUUGACUUACAUCUAUUUGAUUAGUGAUUGUGCGAAGUUACAACAGCAUUGAAAAAAGUGAUGUAUCACAUUUUCACACCUUAUAACCAUUGUGGCAUCAUCCCCCAUGGUCAUGUGAUCAAAAUUCAGGCUCUUGGCAACUGGCUCAUAUUUAUGACAGUGUGAUCCCCUUUUGCCAAGUCAGUGGGGAAGCCAGUUUCACUUAACAACCAUGUUACUGACUUAACAACUGUGGCAAGGUCAUAAAAUGGGGCAAAAUUCAUUUAAUUGUCUUGCUUAGGAAUGGACAUUUUGGGCUCAAUUAUGGUUGUAAGUUAAGGAUUACCUCUGCAAUGUUGCUGAAUAAAUUGUAAUAAUGGCUGGUCCUGUAAGGUAACUGCUGUUGCAGCACCCCCAUGUUCAUGUGAUCAAAAUUUGGGUGCUUGGCAACCUGCCCACAUUUACAACUGCAGCAUGUGCUUCAACUCCCAACUCCUGGUUAUCUCCAUCUCUUGCACUUUGGGCUGCCCUCCACUCCCACAACCACCUGUAUCUGCUGCCCCCUACUGGUCCCAAGUGACCUGCACAAUCUUCUUCCUCUGCUGCUGCUGCUGCUGCUUCUGAGGUGUGCCAGGCUGAGGCAGCUGCUGGUCCUUCAUGAGCUUUGUUAAAGUCUAUGCAACUCAAAAUUCCUGAGGUUGAGAAACGCUGGUCUAUGCUAAUUAUUUGCAAUCUUGUUUCCAGGGUUUCCGGGAAGUUAUUGCACCUUUUGAUAUACGAAUAUAGAAAUAAUGUGAAUUCUUGCCCCUUGCUUCUUGCCUGCCUUUUAUCUUAUUUUUGCCAGCUGUUUUUGAUGUUUGCUAUUUUUUAAUAAAUGAACAUCAAGCUG
Messenger RNA from Crotalus tigris (Tiger rattlesnake), 3861 nucleotides. It is a transcript of the gene ELAC1, whose product is annotated as elaC ribonuclease Z 1. Bases 448 to 1542 code for a protein of 364 amino acids. NCBI's taxonomy places the organism in Eukaryota, Metazoa, Chordata, Lepidosauria, Squamata, Viperidae. Gene Ontology annotation, molecular function: 3'-tRNA processing endoribonuclease activity. The transcript has 4 exons. The record is from RefSeq and is a predicted model, not a curated record. Gene Ontology annotation, cellular component: nucleus.